This is a messenger RNA of Cryptococcus amylolentus CBS 6039, 1314 nucleotides long. RefSeq names its product polynucleotide kinase 3'-phosphatase. Gene Ontology annotation, biological process: DNA repair. Gene Ontology annotation, molecular function: ATP-dependent polydeoxyribonucleotide 5'-hydroxyl-kinase activity; double-stranded DNA binding; polynucleotide 3'-phosphatase activity. The coding region runs from base 1 to 1314 and encodes 437 amino acids. The record is from RefSeq and is a predicted model, not a curated record. NCBI's taxonomy places the organism in Eukaryota, Fungi, Basidiomycota, Tremellomycetes, Tremellales, Cryptococcaceae. The transcript has 7 exons.
AUGCCACCCCAAAAGAGAGAGUCGGACGGUCCUGUACCUUCGGCGAAGAAAGCCCAUCCCUUCUUCAGUGGAGGUGCUCGAAAGCAGACUCUGGGCUCAUUCCUCCCCUCCGAACCCUCCCUUAUCCACUUCACCCAUUUGGAUCCAUUCUCGGUCGUCCAACAUGGCUCCUCGUCCACCCAAUCUGGGCCGAAGAAGGCCGGAGUGAUGUUCUACGACCUCGACGGAACGCUCAUCAAACCGAAGAGCGGAGCCAAGUUUCCAAAAGACAGGGAGGACUGGCAAUGGUGGCACCCAUCAGCUCCAGAGAGAUUAAAGAAGGAGUACGAAGAGGGAAAGCAUUUGGUGGUGAUUUCAAAUCAGGGAGACAAGAGCCCGAAACGGAGAGGUGAAUGGCGGGAGAAGCUGUCGCUGAUUGCGGCCAAGAUGCCCAAAGGCAUACCAUUCCGUGUCUUGGCUGCCUUGGACAAGGACGUGUACCGCAAACCAAACAUUGGCAUGUUUCAAAUUGCCUCUGAACUUUACCGGCGCGAGGGACUUGAGAUCGAUAUGGACAACUCUCUUUUCAUCGGCGAUGCUGCAGGGCGUCCUUCAACUGGUGGAAAGCCAAAGGAUCACAACGAUACAGACUACAAGUUUGCACUGAAUGUUGGCCUCAAGUUUGUGACGCCAGAAGAGCACUUUCUUGGUCACCCUCGUCCCAGAUUCCCAGAGCCUGCCAUAGGUUUCAGACCAUCUUCGCUCGGCAACCUCGAAUCACUGCCUUACAUCGUCCCUUCGCACACUCCGAUCACUCGCGAGAAGAUAGAGGUCGUUCUUUUUGUUGGUUACCCUGCUUCGGGCAAAUCAUCAUUCUACAGAAAACAUUUCGAGCCAAAGGGGUAUGCGCAUGUGAAUCAAGAUACUCUGAGGACGAAGGACAAGUGCUUGUCGGUGGCGGAGCAGGAACUGAGCAAUGGCAAAUCUGUGGUUGUGGGCAACGCCGUACUUACACCACCCGUAGAUAACACCAAUCGAGAUUGUGCCACCAGGGCUCACUGGACAGCUCUUGCCGCCAAGAUGCAGGUUCCCAUCAGAGUGUUCCAUUUUCUCUGCCCUCCCGAGCUAGCCAAGCACAACAACCUCUACCGAGCCUACUAUGGCCCCUCCAAUGAACCAACCCGUACGGCCCUUCCUCCUGUCGCAUUCGGGAGCUUUGCGACAAACUUCGAGGAACCAACCAAACAAGAAGGCUUCGUGGAGGUGCGGACAGUGAAUCUUCAUUUCGAGGGGACGGAGGAGCAGAGGAAGUUUUGGGAUAUGUAUAUCGAGUAG